Messenger RNA from Arachis stenosperma, 2436 nucleotides. RefSeq names its product coiled-coil domain-containing protein SCD2-like. The record is from RefSeq and is a predicted model, not a curated record. The transcript has 17 exons. Gene Ontology annotation, biological process: cytokinesis by cell plate formation. Lineage: Eukaryota; Viridiplantae; Streptophyta; Magnoliopsida; Fabales; Fabaceae. The coding region runs from base 218 to 1930 and encodes 570 amino acids.
CAUUCAGCUGUACCAUUCAAAAAAAGAAAAAAAGUUUGUCAUAUUUGAUAAGUAAGGAACAGAGUGUGAAAUGAGAAUCGAGUAAAAAAGCAAAGCAGUGUAAAGUGUAAACCAAAGUAAAGACUAAAGAGGCUCACAGUCACUUGACUGGGAAUAUUUCUUUUCAGGAAGAGGAAGACAAAGAGGUUUCAUUAGCAUUUAGCAUUAAGCAUUUUUUAUGGUGAUGGAGCGUAAAGGAAGUGAGAGCCCGGUUUCUGUCAGGCAGUGGAGCAGUGAAUCUAGCUCUCUUUCUUCACGUAAUGGCGCUGCUGGCCAUGCUCGCUCCUCCUCCCUAACUCUCACCGGAAACAAUGGAAUCUCAACCGUCAAGAGGAAUCAAAAUGUUGCCGCCAAAGCCGCCGCUCAGCGCCUCGCACAGGUCAUGGCUUCCCAGACCGCCGACGACGAUGAUGACGAGGACGACGACGAUCUCGGAUUUCGCUACACUGCUCCUCCACCUCUCUCUCUAUCCAGGAAUGCCAUCAAAUCUACCAGCAACAUCACCUCCCGCACUCGUAGAUCUCCCUCUCCUGCGUUACCUCAGAAUCCUGUGGUUCUGGAAGAAGCACCAGCAUCAGCGUCGUAUCUUCGUCCGGCUCCGGCACUAUCAUCGGCACCGGCACAAUCACCUACCGUGAAUAGACCACCGCUCAGCCUCAGGACUCCUACUCUGGCCGCAGCAGCAGCAGCUCCAGCUCCAGCUCCAGCUCCACUCGACCCUCUCAUUCGCUCCAAUAAGCCAAAGGAUAAAAGGUUUCCGUUUGACUCUGGCCUUGUUCAGCCAAAAGAUUCAGGAGGAAACCGUGAUGCUUCUGCACUUCUUGAUGAGGUUGAUAUGCUCCAGGAAGAGAAUGAAAGCAUUCUUGACAAGCUCAGAGUUGAGGAAGAGAGAUGCAAGGAAGCAGAGGCCAGAGUUAGGGAGCUUGAGAAACAGGUAGCUUCUCUUGGAGAAGGUGUAUCUUUGGAAGCUAAACUUUUGAGCAGAAAGGAAGCAGCAUUGCGCCAAAGAGAGGCUGCACUUAAAAAUGCCAAAGACUCUAAGGAUGGAAUUGGUAAGGAAAUCACAUCUCUGAAGGCUGCAGUUGAGAACGCAAAAGUUGAAGUGGCAGCUGCUGUGAGCCAGUUAAAUGGAGCUGAAUCUGAAGUGAAAGCUCUUCGGUCAAUGACACACAGAAUGAUAUUAACUCAGAAAGAAAUGGAGGAAGUUGUUCUUAAGAGGUGUUGGCUUGCUCGGUAUUGGGGUUUAGCUGCAAAAUAUGGCAUCUGUGCAGAUGUUGCAGUUUCAAAGUAUGAACUUUGGUCAUCAUUAGCCCCUCUUCCUUUUGAGGUUGUCCUUUCUGCAGGACAAAAAGCUAAGGAGGAAUGCUGGGAAAAAGGUGAUGAGGCCCCAGAUAAGAGGAGCAAACUUGUUCCAGACUUGAAUGAUCUUACUGGAGAAGGAAAUAUCGAGAGUAUGCUUUCAGUUGAAAUGGGACUGAAGGAGCUUGCAUCUUUAAAGGUUGAGGAUGCUAUUGUGCAAGUAUUAGCCCAACAACGUCAUCCAAGUUCUGCUCGACAAUCUGUCUCAGAUAUUAAAUCACCAGGGGACCCGAAGUUCAUGGAAGCCUUUGAAUUAAGUCCAGAGGAGUCUGAGGAUGUUCUUUUCAAGGAGGCUUGGCUUACAUAUUUUUGGAGAAGAGCAAAGGCUCAUGGUAUAGAGGAGGACAUUGCCAAAGAACGUCUUCAGUUUUGGAUUGGUCGAAGUGUGCAUUCUCCUACCUCGCAUGAUGCUGUUGACGUUGACCAAGGACUUUUGGAGCUCAGGAAACUGGGGAUUGAACAUCGACUCUGGGAAGCAUCCAGGAAAGAAGUUGAUCACGAAUAUACUAUUGCACCAAAAUUAACGACUUGACCUGAAAUUAAUGUUUAGUUAAUUUCCUUUGAUAGGUUUUUGACGUAUUAUAUAUACGAAUGUUGGAUUUAAUCUUCCACUUACAAAUUUGCCUCACACAAUGGUGUUCAAGCGAGUUUAUCCCAUGUCUAGCAUUAAGCUUUUUAACUAUUUUUAUAACACUUUUCAACAAAAUUUAGGAUCUUAUGACACUCUAGUGCAUUUCAUUUAGACAUUUACCCCUGUUUGGAUGAGGCAAAUAAUAUUGAUAGCCCGCAGAACAAUGAGAUAACAUGCAAUAAUAUUUUCAACCAAAACUGUGUCCAAUAUGAUGUUUAGGAAAGUUUUGGUUUUACAUGACUUUGAGCGAUUGUAGAAGCUCAGCAUGAAAUUUGUGUUGGUUAAGUUUGAGAUGGCAACAAGUCCUGGGUAUGGACGAACUUCAAUAAUGGAAAUAUGGUCCUCUUGCAUGCACCUUAAUGGAGCAUUGCUACAAUUUCAUGGAACAGCAACCAUUUCUCAUAUUC